UGAGAUUGCCUUGUCUUUAACAGGCACUCCUGUUACCACCUAUAAAGGGGAGAGGUCCUUUGGCCUCACGUGUCGGCACAAGAUGGCGGACCUGAGUAUGAAGAAGAUCCGCAGAAACCUGGAGAAGAAAAAUGCGAAGAUUAAAAAGAUCAAUUUAGCGGUGGAGACCACAGCAGAGAUCCAACAAGAUGAAGUUAAAAGUGAAAUGCUCCAAGAAAAUGGAGUUGAACAAAGAAAAACAAUAAAAAAGUUGAAGGAAAAACAAGGAAUUAUUAAUCAGAGUGAAGUAACAAAAUGUGUAUCAGAAGUAAAAAAGAAGAAAAAGAAAAGAAAGCUUUCCACUGUCUUUCAGGAAACUGAUGCAAAAAAAACCAAGAAUACAGAAGAGGAGAUGAAGGAGCUGGAGAUGAACAACAAUAAAGAGUUAGAAGUAAACUUAAAGCAAAAAUGCAUAGAAAGUGAAGAACAAUCUGAAGAUGAUGGAGAGCCAACAUUACCUUUGGGACAGACUGGAGCUUUUGAGGACACAAGCUUCUCUUCCUUGACUGCUCUGGUUAGUGAGCAUACGUUGAGGGCUAUUGCUGAAAUGGGGUUUACUCAUAUGACAGAAAUUCAACAUAAAAGUAUCAGACCUCUACUGGAAGGCAGGGAUAUUUUGGCAGCUGCCAAGACGGGCAGUGGAAAGACUCUGGCAUUUCUUAUUCCUGCCAUUGAGCUGAUAUACAAACUGAAGUUCAUGCCUAGAAAUGGCACUGGGGUCCUUAUUCUUUCACCAACUCGUGAAUUAGCCAUGCAGUCUUAUGGUGUUCUAAAAGAACUAAUGACACAUCAUGUUCAUACUUACGGUUUGGUCAUGGGUGGCAGUAAUCGGACUGCAGAAGCACAGAAAUUGGCAAAUGGAAUGAAUAUCUUGGUAGCAACGCCAGGCAGACUUCUAGAUCACAUGCAGAACACACCAGGAUUUAUGUUCAAGAACCUGCAGUGUCUGAUAAUUGAUGAAGCUGAUCGUAUUCUGGAAGUCGGAUUUGAAGAGGAAAUGAAACAAAUCAUCAGAAUAUUACCAAAACGCCGACAGACGCUGCUUUUCUCUGCUACACAAACCCGUAAAGUGGAAGAUUUGGCCAAAAUCUCACUAAAGAGGGAACCAUUAUAUGUGGGUGUUGAUGACAACAAAGAAACGGCAACAGUUGAUGGUCUUGAACAGGGUUACGUCGUGUGCCCAUCUGAGAAAAGAUUCCUCUUGCUCUUCACCUUCCUGAAAAAGAACCGUAAAAAGAAGCUCAUGGUCUUUUUCUCUUCGUGUAUGUCUGUAAAGUACCAUUACGAACUUCUGAACUACAUUGACUUACCUGUUAUGGCAAUUCACGGAAAGCAGAAGCAGACAAAACGUACAGCCACCUUCUUUCAGUUCUGUAAUGCAGACUCGGGUAUAUUGCUGUGCACAGAUGUUGCAGCCAGAGGCCUGGAUAUUCCUGAGGUGGACUGGAUCGUACAGUAUGAUCCUCCCGAUGAUCCAAAGGAAUAUAUCCACCGAGUAGGUAGGACAGCCCGAGGAAUUGAUGGAAAGGGACAUGCUUUGCUUAUCCUAAGACCAGAAGAACUGGGCUUCCUCCGUUAUCUCAAACAGGCUAAGGUACCUCUGAAUGAAUUUGACUUUUCCUGGAGCAAAGUUUCAGACAUACAGUCUCAGCUGGAAAAGUUGAUCGAGAAAAAUUACUACCUACACAAGUCUGGACAGGAAGCUUAUAAGUCUUAUGUCCGUGCCUACGAUUCUCAUUCCCUCAAACAGAUCUACAGUGUCAGGACCCUGGAUCUGCCCAAAGUGGCAAUUUCAUUUGGGUUCAAAGUACCACCAUAUGUUGAUCUAAAUAUAAAUGCCAGCAGAGGAAAUAAACUACAGAAGAGAGGUGGUGGAGGUGGAUUUGGUUAUCAGAAGUUCAAAAAUGUCCGCAAAGCAAAGAUCUUCAAACAAGUUGGUAGAAACAAAGUGGACAACAGACAGUUUUCUCGUUAAUGAGACAGAACUGAUCAUUCAAUGCUGUAAUGAUGACAUUUUUAUUUUUUAAACUAAACAUUUGUUUCCAGUGGACCACACCUCCCAUUUGCUUUAGUUCAGCCAGUUGUGGAAACGUUUUCAUCUGAAAGAAUGUCCUCAUUUUUUUUGGUUAGCUGAAGAUCUGAUCGUAAACUUACCACAUGCAUGAUGUCCUCUAAACCAACUGAUCCUCUAACUGAUGUAGAGCUAUUUUUUACAAAUUUUCUUGACACGUUUUGAAUGAACUCAAGAGCAUCUUUAUGUGUGAAUCCUUCAAUUGACAUACCCAUUAAAUACAGUACAAUUUUGUAUUGCUUUUUUGACUACUUUUCUAGAAAUAUUUAACUGGUCCAUAAUUAUUACAUUUGUUGUAUCCAUUAAUAAAGAAUCUUGGUAUAUGCAUAAA
Callorhinchus milii (elephant shark) is the source of this 2441-nucleotide messenger RNA. RefSeq names its product DEAD (Asp-Glu-Ala-Asp) box polypeptide 18 (gene ddx18). The transcript is spliced from 14 exons. Gene Ontology annotation, molecular function: RNA helicase activity; ATP binding; nucleic acid binding. The coding region runs from base 83 to 2014 and encodes 643 amino acids. Gene Ontology annotation, cellular component: nucleolus. Gene Ontology annotation, biological process: maturation of LSU-rRNA from tricistronic rRNA transcript (SSU-rRNA, 5.8S rRNA, LSU-rRNA). The record is from RefSeq and is a predicted model, not a curated record. NCBI's taxonomy places the organism in Eukaryota, Metazoa, Chordata, Chondrichthyes, Chimaeriformes, Callorhinchidae.